AAGCGCGUCCCCAGGGGGGGAAGUGACUGGGCCAAGGUCAGCCACCGCGUGGCCCACGGGACAGGGCGAAGGCAGGGACUGGACCAGUUGGCGAUUCCUGAGGCCUCCCUCGCCGGUGUCGAGGGGAUCAGGGUGGAACCCCGCCCCUCUGACACCCCACCCCGACUCCCAGUUCAGGGAGAUGACCCCAAUUCAUGUGGACGAGUGCCCCUGGGACCUGCAGAAUCGGACAGAAAAGUGACCCACAGACACAGAAGGCAGGAGUGAGUGGAGGCAGAAGCUUUUUCAGUCGCAGCCAGACCCUGUGGCUGGCACUAGAGACAGGGUGCAGGGAGAUAACAAGGGCCUGGAGUCGGAUUUGCGGGCAGAGACUGAGACCUGAGCAGCAGAGUCGCCACCCCAGGUCACCAGACCCCCGAUAGAGAGGCCUGGGGGCUGUGUGAGCCAGGGAAGGCAUGUUGUCUUCAGCUGGGUCUGGGGGAUGGGCAGGGCUUUAGGGAAGGAAUGACUUGGUCUGCUUUUUGCGGUUUCCUGGUGCCAGGCCCCAUGUUGGGCAGUGCUUACGACCCAUUUGGGGAUCUGAUUGGCCCCGGCCCCGGGAAGCACAGUUGCGUUGAUCCUGGCUUAGCUCCUCUGUAAGACUGUAAGCCUCUUUGGCUAAACCCAGCUGACAUUCACCUGCCUGCCUCUGCGCAGUUCCCCUGUGGUCCUCCUGCCUCGGCCCCAGACAACAUACAGAUCAGAUUCCUGUUUGCUUAUCUCACCUCUUAUCCAUCCAUCCAAGCUUCAGCAGAGCUGAGGGAUGGAAAGGGCUCAUCACCCUGCCUGGCCCCUCCCUGGCGCAUUGCCAGAGUUUGUGCAGGCACUGCGUUGUGUUCCCCAAGAGCACAGGGACCAGGCAGGCCUGGGUUCAAGUCCUAGCCCCACCACUCACCUCUGUGGCCUUGGACGAGUAACUUGGACGAGUGUCUUCCCACCGGGACAGAGUGAGGGUGGUAAUAAUAGUAUUGACCUCAUCGGAAAGGUUCUUAAUGCUUUUAUUUUAGAGCCAGAGCAGACCUCAACAGAUGUGUGUGAAAUACAUGGAAAGGGCUCUGGAGCCAGGGGUUCCUGGGCCCUGGCCUUGGCUCUGUCUCUUCCACUUCUGUGACCUUGGACAUGUCACUUCCCUUUUCCCAGGUUUAAUUUCCCUUCAGUUGCUUAAAAAAGGAGAGCAAGGCCAUUCCCUGAAUAAACGUAAUCCAUCCAGGCUGCCGCACUGGCCAGGCCCCAUGCUGGGCAUGGGGUUAUGCGUGGUCUUGGCACAACACUGUCCUGUGAGGGCCCAGAUGAGGUGCCUGGCCCAGCCUGGGUGAAGAGCAGAGUCUCAAGCCCCCCACCCCAAUGCAAGCGCAAGGGACCCAGACAUGGAGCUGCGGGAAGAGGCGUGGUCUCCGGGGCCGCUGGACUCUGAGGACCAGCAGAUGGCCAGUCAUGAGAAUCCAGUGGACAUCCUUAUCAUGGAUGAUGACGACGUCCCCAGCUGGCCUCCCACCAAGCUGUCCCCGCCCCAGUCCGCACCCCCAGCCGGCCCCCCUCCCCGGCCGCGGCCGCCCGCCCCCUACAUCUGCAACGAGUGUGGCAAGAGCUUCAGCCACUGGUCCAAGCUGACACGGCACCAGCGCACGCACACGGGUGAGCGGCCCAACGCCUGUGCUGACUGCGGCAAGACCUUCUCGCAGAGCUCUCACCUGGUGCAGCACCGGCGCAUCCACACGGGCGAGAAGCCCUACGCCUGCCUGGAGUGUGGCAAGCGCUUCAGCUGGAGCUCCAACCUCAUGCAGCACCAGCGCAUCCACACGGGCGAGAAGCCCUACACCUGCCCCGACUGCGGCCGCAGCUUCACGCAGAGCAAGAGCCUGGCCAAGCACCGGCGCUCGCACAGCGGCCUCAAGCCCUUUGUGUGCCCGCGCUGCGGCCGCGGCUUCAGCCAGCCCAAGAGCCUCGCGCGCCACCUGCGGCUGCACCCCGAGCUGUCGGGGCCCGGCGUGGCAGCUAAGGUGCUGGCGGCCAGCGUGCGCCGGGCCAAGGGGCCCGAGGAGGCGGCGGACGGCGAGAUCGCCAUCCCGGUGGGCGACGGCGAGGGCAUCAUCGUGGUGGGCGCGCCGGGUGAGGGGGCCGCGGCCGCAGCGGCAGCCAUGGCAGGUGCGGGGGCCAAGGCCGCGGGGCCCCGCUCACGGCGCGCCCCGGCCCCCAAGCCGUACGUGUGCCUGGAGUGUGGGAAGGGCUUCGGGCACGGGGCCGGGCUCCUGGCGCACCAGCGGGCGCAGCACGGGGACGGGCUCGGGGCGGCGGGUGGCGAGGAGCCGGCGCACAUCUGCGUGGAGUGCGGGGAGGGCUUCGUGCAGGGCGCCGCGCUCCGCAGACACAAGAGGAUCCACGCGGUGGGCGCGCCCGCGGUCUGCAGCAGCUGCGGACAGAGCUACUACCAGGCCGGCGGGGAGGACGACGACGACGAGGAGGAGGAAGAGGAGGGUGUGGGUGGGCGGUGCCCUGAGUGCCGCGCUGGGGAGGGCCGGUAGGGAUGGGGGCCCGGGGGCGGGCAGGGCCCCUCGGGCUUGGCGGGAAUGACCACCAUGUGCAAGACCAGGAGACCCAGGGAGAGGUGGUCAAGGGUGCGAUGGACCCCGCGGCGGGUGUCCGGGGUCCCCGUCCCUUUGCCCCCUCACUGUCCACGUGGGCACCGGGGGUGUCAGGGCCAGUUCACUUCUCCGCCUUGACACUCUGCCCCCUCAGCCUGGCCCGCCCUCCCUAAGUUCUCGGCUUGUGAGCCAGAGACGGACAUUGGCAAGAACUGUAGCAGCCAGGGUCUCAAACAGCAAGGCCUUUUUCCUUCUCCACCCCGGGGGCAGGGUGCUGCAAGGAAGGGAGAAAUCAGGCCCUUUGCAGUUUAGAGGUUCCCAGAGAGGGAAGGGAAAUAGGGGCCCCUUUUUAGAAUUUUCUUUAAAUCAGCCCACCUUUUGACUCCCCCCGCCUCCUCCCCCAAAAUCCUUUAUUUUUUUUCCUACCCUCUGGGUCCCAUCGUUUCUUAGAGCUCAAGUCGUUCCUUUUCCUCCUGGAUUCCAGUAGCACAGGCUGCCCCUGUGCCCAGCGAAGCCCCGCAGGGGCGGGUGCCCAUUUGUCCCUGGCCUGGGUAGGCCUGGUGGAGGAAGCGGGGGUAGAUCAAUAAAUGGCACUAUCCAAACGUC
Molecule: messenger RNA, 3227 nt
Organism: Cebus imitator (Panamanian white-faced capuchin)
Lineage: Eukaryota; Metazoa; Chordata; Mammalia; Primates; Cebidae
Gene: ZNF787
Product: zinc finger protein 787
Exons: 3
Coding region: 1407-2561 (384 amino acids)
Biological process (GO): negative regulation of transcription by RNA polymerase II; regulation of cytokine production; regulation of immune system process
Source: RefSeq, a predicted model, not a curated record